Molecule: messenger RNA, 430 nt
Organism: Amoebophrya sp. A25
Lineage: Eukaryota; Dinophyceae; Syndiniales; Amoebophryaceae
Source: the annotation of a GenBank genome assembly
UGAAUGAUGGUGCAUGCGCGAUUGAAGUCGGAUUCACAAAAGAUGCAAUCGAAAUGUGAAAAAUCACAAUUGCAGCAACAAAAUCGGUUGAAAAAAUCUGAAAAAUUUCAAAAUCUUCAUGUAUGAAUGUUCCGAGAAGAAUAUGAAUCCUCCAAAAAUCCCGAAAUGAAGGUUCCCAAAAUCGACGUUCCUACCUCCAAUCUGUCCCUUCUGUAAAAUGUACGUAUGAAAGUAGUAUAAAAAUGCAAUGACAGUCAAUCAUCUGAUGUAAGUAAAUUUACUCACUCUCACUCUUAACUGUAAGUACAACAAGGAGUGCAACUUUCAUGUUCAUGCUUCACUUUCCAUUCGUGAUUUCUUUCUCCAAAAACUUUUGCGCAGUCGUUGUCAUUCAAGGAAGUGCCUCUCUCGUGGCAUCCUUACCUCUAGA